UUAUUAUCGUUCGGGCGGUUGGACUGGCCACACCACAAAAGACAGAAUUGUUUUCGGCGAGGAAGCGUUGCUUUUUUUUUUUUAACACACCAAAAGUUCGACAUUGAAAGUUUACAGUGCGAUAAUUGUUAUUUAACCUCAAAAUAACAUAACGCACAAUGGCUAACGUUUCUUUAGAUAAAGAUACGUUUUUUCGUCGUAUGAAACGUAUUUAUAAUGCAUGGAAGGAUGGCGAUGUUGGAAAUGAUGACAGCUUCAGCAAGAUGGAUUGUUUGGUGUCAGGUGUUGGCACUGAUGAAGAUAUUGCUUACAGCAAGUCAAUGGCACUUCAGACUUGGUUGUUGAGUUAUGAACUUACUGAUACAAUAAUGGUAUUGGCUGAGAAUUCAAUAAAUUUUCUUGCAAGUAAAAAGAAAAUUGAAUUUUUACGUAAAGUUGAAAAUGAAAAAACUGAUGAUACUGGUUGUCCACAAGUAAAUUUAUUUGUACGUGAUAAAAGUGAUGAAGAUAAAGCAAAUUUUUCAAAAUUAAUACAAAUAAUGAAAGAUAGUAAAAAUGGUAAAACACUUGGUUUAUUUACAAAAGAAAAAUUUCCUGGUGCAUUUAUGGAUGCAUGGAGAGCAGCACUUGAUAAAGAAAAUUUUGAUAAUGUUGAUGUUAGUGGAACAGCAGCAUAUAUUAUGUGUCCAAAAGAAGAAGUUGAAAUAUUAACAAUAAAAAAAGCAUGUAUUGUAUCAGUUGAUGUAUUUACAAAAUAUUUAAAAAGUCAAAUAAUGGAAAUAAUUGAUGCUGAUAAAAAAGUAAAACAUUCAAAAUUAGCUGAAGGUGUUAAUGCAGCAAUAACAAAUAAAAAAUAUGUAACUGGUGUUGAUGUAUCACAAGUUGAUAUGUGUUAUCCAGCAAUAAUACAAAGUGGUGGUAAUUAUUCUCUUAAAUUUAGUGUUGUAAGUGAUAAAAAUAUGUUACAUUUUGGAGCAAUAAUAUGUUCACUUGGUGCAAGAUAUAAAAAUUAUUGUUCAAAUAUUGUUAGAACAUUACUUGUUAAUCCAACAAAAACAAUUGAAGAUAAUUAUAAUUUUCUUUUACAACUUGAAGAAGAAAUAUUAAAAAAAUUAACUGCUGGAACUAAAAUAUCAGCUGUAUAUGAUGCUGGUGUUAAAUUUGUAAAAUCAGAAAAACCAAAUUUAUUAGAUAAUUUAACUAAAAAUUUUGGUUUUGCAAUGGGUAUUGAAUUUCGUGAAAGUUCAUUAUUAAUUGGUCCAAAAACUUCAGCACUUGCUAAAAAAGGAAUGGUAUUUAAUGUUAGUAUGGGAUUAUCUGGUUUAAUAAAUUCUGAAUCAUCUGAUAAAGAAGGUAAAUCAUAUUCAUUAUUUAUUGGUGAUACUGUUGUUGUUAAUGACAAUGAUACACCAGCAAGUAUAUUAACAGUAUCAAAGAAAAAAAUAAAAAAUAUUGGUAUUUAUUUUGCUGAUAAUGAUGAUGAUGAUGAAGAUGAUGAUGAAGGUUCUGGUAAAGAAAAUGAACCUAAAAAAGACACACCAAUACUUGGUCGUGGUAAACGUACAGCUGUUAUUGAAUCAAAAUUACGUAAUGAACAUGGUUCUGAAGAAAAACGUAAAGAACAUCAAAAAGAAUUAUCAAAACAAUUAAAUCAAAUAGCACAAGCACGUUUAGCACAACAAUCAAGUGGUAAAGAACAAGAAAAAAUACGUAAAUCAACAGUAUCAUAUAAAAGUGUUAAUUCAAUGCCAAAUGAACCAGAAGUUAAAGAAUUAAAAUUAUAUGUUGAUAAAAAAUAUGAAACAGUUAUAUUACCAAUAUAUUUUACACCAGUACCAUAUCAUAUAUCAACAAUUAAAAAUAUAUCACAAUCAAUUGAAGGUGAUUAUACAUAUUUACGUAUAAAUUUUUUUCAUCCUGGUGCAACAAUGGGAAGAAAUGAAGGUGGUAUAUAUCCAAAUCCAGAUGCAACAUUUGUUAAAGAAGUUACUUAUCGUUCAACAAAUACAAAAGAACCAGGUGAAAUAUCACCACCAUCAUCAAAUUUAAAUACAGCAUUUCGUUUAAUAAAAGAUGUACAAAAAAAAUUUAAAAAUCGUGAAGCUGAAGAACGUGAAAAAGAAGAUCUUGUUAAACAAGAUACAUUAAUAUUAUCACAAAAUAAAGGUAAUCCAAAAUUAAAAGAUUUAUAUAUAAGACCAAAUAUUGUAUCAAAAAGAAUGACUGGUGGUCUUGAAGCACAUACUAAUGGUUUUCGUUAUACAUCAGUACGUGGUGAUAAAGUUGAUAUAUUAUAUAAUAAUAUUAAAAAUGCAUUUUUUCAACCUGGUGAUGGUGAAAUGAUUAUAUUAUUACAUUUUCAUUUAAAAAAUGCAAUAAUGUUUGGUAAAAAAAAACAUCUUGAUGUACAAUUUUAUACUGAAGUUGGUGAAAUAACAACUGAUCUUGGUAAACAUCAACAUAUGCAUGAUCGUGAUGAUCUUGCUGCUGAACAAUCAGAAAGAGAAUUAAGACAUAAAUUAAAAACAGCAUUUAAAAGUUUUUGUGAAAAAGUUGAAACAAUGAUUAAACAAGAAAUUGAAUUUGAUACACCAUUUAGAGAUCUUGGUUUUCCUGGUGCACCAUUUAGAAGUACUGUAUUGCUACAACCAACAAGUGGUUGUCUUGUUAAUUUAACUGAAUGGCCACCAUUUGUUAUAACACUUGAAGAUGUUGAACUUGUACAUUUUGAAAGAGUUAUAUUUCAUUUAAAAAAUUUUGAUAUGAUAUUUGUAUUUAAAAAUUAUCGUCAAAAAGUUGCUAUGGUUAAUGCAAUACCAAUGAAUAUGUUGGAUCAUGUUAAAGAAUGGCUUAAUUCAUGUGAUAUACGUUAUUCAGAAGGUAUACAAUCAUUAAAUUGGGCUAAAAUUAUGAAAACAAUAACUGAAGAUCCAGAUGAAUUUUUUGAAACUGGUGGAUGGACAUUUUUGGAUCCUGAAAGUGAAGCUGAAAAUGAAGAAGUUGAUGAUGAAGAAGAAGAUGAUGAUGCAUAUGAACCAACUGAUAUUGAAAGUGAAGAAGAAUCAGAUGAUGAUUCAGAAUAUUCAGAAGCAUCUGAAAAUUCAGAAUCAGAUGAAGAAGAAUUAAAUAGCUCUGAAGAAUCUGGUAAAGAUUGGUCUGAUCUUGAACGUGAAGCUGCUGAAGAAGAUGAUGAAAAUGGUGAUGGUAAUAAUUUUAAAUCAUCAUCAAAAAAAAAAUCAUCACAUGGAUCAUCUGGUGGUGAUAGACAUGCAUCAUCCAAAAAUAAACACUCAUCAAGUUCAAAAGGAAAAAGUAAUUCAUCAUCAUCAUCACACAGAGAUAAACGUUCAUCUGAUAGACACAGAACGGACAAAUCAAAAAGUGGAAGAUCACACAAAAAAAUGUCUCCUUCUAAAUCUUCUAGGCACAGUCCCAAGAAGAGUGAUAGACACGACAGACACAAAUCAUCAUCAUCAAGUGGUAAAAAACGUUCCAGAGACGACAGUGGAGAUCGAAAAAGUUCAAAAAGAUCUAGAAAGUAAAUUAUUCAACGUCGUGACUCUUAAUCAUCUGGUGGCGCAUGCACUUUUUUUUUUUAAUUUUCUUUUUAUGCCAGCUGGACAACACUAACAUAAACAAUUUUUCAUAAUAAAAAUUUUAAAAUAAUAAUA
This is a messenger RNA of Aphidius gifuensis, 3671 nucleotides long. RefSeq names its product FACT complex subunit spt16 (gene dre4). Gene Ontology annotation, biological process: positive regulation of transcription elongation by RNA polymerase II; transcription elongation by RNA polymerase II. The transcript has 7 exons. The coding region runs from base 159 to 3542 and encodes 1127 amino acids. The record is from RefSeq and is a predicted model, not a curated record. Lineage: Eukaryota; Metazoa; Arthropoda; Insecta; Hymenoptera; Braconidae. Gene Ontology annotation, molecular function: nucleosome binding. Gene Ontology annotation, cellular component: FACT complex.